GGAAUCGACUCCCAGCUCUGUGCCACUACAGUUGUAGAGUCGGCUUGUUGCUGUCAGGUUUAGUCAAGUGCACUUUCAGGAAAAUGGCUCCCGUAAAGAACAGAGUGUUUGUUGUUGGGGUGGGGAUGACAAAGUUUGAUAAGCCAGGUGCGAGAGAUGGAGAUUAUCCAGAAAUGGCCAAAGAAGCAGGAGAGAAAGCAUUGGCUGACGCAGGAGUGCCAUAUUCUGCAGUUGAGCAGGCCUGCGUGGGUUAUGUCUAUGGCGACUCUACCUGCGGACAGCGUGCUAUAUACCACGGGCUGGGACUGUCGGGAAUCCCUAUCAUCAACGUCAAUAACAACUGUUCCACGGGUUCCACAGCGCUCUUCGUGGCCCGACAGCUCGUCCAGGGAGGUUUGGCUGAUUGUGUGCUCGCUUUGGGUUUUGAGAAGAUGGAAAGAGGCUCCUUGUCCUCUAAGUACAUGGACAGAACCAACCCUAUGGACAAACACAUGGAGGUGAUGAUCAACCGAUAUGGCAUGGCUGCAGCUCCGGCAGCACCUCAGAUGUUUGGCAACGCCGGGAGAGAGCACAUGGAGAAGUAUGGAACCAAGCCGGAACACUUUGCCAAAAUUGCCUGGAAGAAUCACAAGCACUCGACCAACAACCCGUAUUCUCAGUUCCAGGACGAGUACAGUCUGGAGCAGGUGAUUAAAUCCCGUAAGGUUUUUGAGUUCCUCACACUUCUUCAGUGCUGCCCUACGUCCGACGGAGCAGGAGCAGCAGUGCUAGCCAGCGAGGGCUUUGUGAGGAAGCACGGUCUGGAGGCCAAAGCCGUGGAGAUCAUCGCUCAGGAGAUGGUCACUGAUCUCUCAACAACAUUCGAGGAGAACAGCUGCAUCAAGAUGGUCGGCUAUGACAUGACGCGCCUUGCUACUAAAAAGUGCCUCAUGUCGGCAGGCCUGAAUCCGGCGGACGUUGACGUCAUCGAGCUGCAUGACUGUUUCUCAGCCAACGAGCUCAUCACGUACGAAGCGCUCGGUCUUUGUCCUGAAGGUAAAGCCGGAGAGCUGAUAGACAGAGGAGACAACACGUACGGAGGCAAGUGGGUGGUUAACCCGAGCGGAGGGCUCAUUUCGAAGGGACACCCGCUCGGCGCUACAGGUCUGGCACAGUGUGCAGAGCUGUGCUGGCAGUUAAGAGGUGAGGCGGGGAAAAGGCAGGUCCCAGGAGCGAAGGUCGCCCUGCAGCACAACAUCGGCCUUGGCGGAGCUGUAGUGGUCACGCUAUACAGGAUGGGAUUCACUCAAGAAGCAAGGUCUCAGAUCGCUGCAGUUCCCACCAGCGCUGUCAGUGGACUGGAGGGCUUCAAAUCUCAUGCGGUUUUUAAAGAAAUCGAGAAGGUUCUGCAGGAGGAAGGAGAAGCAUACGUUAAAAAAAUCGGUGGCGUUUUCACUUUUAAAGUGAAGGACGGCCCGGAUGGAAAAGAAGCUCUGUGGGUGGUGGAUGUGAAAAACGGGAAAGGCUUGGUGAACAAUGACGCAGGGAAAAAAUCAGACUGCACGAUCAUGAUGUCCGACGCUGACCUCAUCGAACUGAUGACCGGGAAACUGAAUCCACAAACUGCCUUCUUCCAAGGCAAGCUGAAGAUUACUGGGAAUAUGGGAAUGGCGAUGAAGCUCCAGAGCCUCCAGCUGACACCAGGCAAAGCCAAACUGUGAAGAAUUCGGUCUAAAAUUCCCAGACCUAAGUGUGGAAUUCGUGGCCGCGACACUGAGCAUUCGAUAUAUACGAUUACAAAAUUCAACAUGUAUUAUAGUGGGCACUUCAGAUUAACAUUACUACCUCUUGCAGCAUUAUAAGAGGAACUCUAAAUAAGCUUUCGGGAACUAUGUUAAACGAUGAACGAUUAACUCAAAUGGCUCCGAUGAUGGUCUCACAUUUCUUUACUGGUUUAUUACAUUACAGACUUACACUACACCACAUAACGUGCCUCAAAUGCGGAGAAUAAUCAUUACAUUCAAUCUCUCAAUUUUAGAGAAGCUCGAUCAUGCUGAACCAUAUAAGAUCUUCCUAGUGUGGAAAGAUGAAUCGGGGAUUGUGAAAUAGUUCUAAAUGGUCAAGAUCACCCGGAAAUUGUUAGUUAAAUGGCUAGAAUAUUAUCUGCCCAUUUCAUAUGGGUGUGAGAGCUCGUCAUUGCACUGUUAAUUGUAUAUGCAGAUUAUGAAAAAGCUCAUUUUUAAUAAAGAUUUCUUCUAACAAAAUGGUCCUUUUCAUGUGAAAGACACAUGUGUAAAUAUUAAUUAAAGGCCAAAAAUCAAA
Molecule: messenger RNA, 2301 nt
Organism: Ictalurus furcatus (blue catfish)
Lineage: Eukaryota; Metazoa; Chordata; Actinopteri; Siluriformes; Ictaluridae
Gene: scp2a
Product: sterol carrier protein 2a
Exons: 16
Coding region: 84-1700 (538 amino acids)
Molecular function (GO): acyltransferase activity, transferring groups other than amino-acyl groups
Source: RefSeq, a predicted model, not a curated record